AUGGCAAAAUAUUAUUUUAUUUGGGUAUUGGGCUUAAAUUCUUUUGGGGGGCUGAAAAUUUUUGUGGCAAUACUAUCUAUCUCACUAAUACAAACCUAUCUUCCCCCCUCCCCAGGCCCUGCAGGAGCGGCUAAAGAUGUAACAGAAGACUCGUUAACAGAAGAUGACAAGAGGCGAAACUAUGGAGGAGUGUAUGUUGGUCUCCCAUCUGAAGCUGUCAACAUGGUAUCCAAUCCAACAAAGACAGUUCAAAAAAAUUAGAAGAAAAUAUCACGACAAUAAUCAAGAGCGUGUUCAUCAAGAUUUAGAGAUGUUGCAAUGUGCAGACAUUUCCGAGGAAAUUCUAAACAGUCACCUGCCUCCCCAACCUCCCCAAAGUUCUUAAGUCUGUGGUUAAAGCCAUGGGUGCCUAUUGAACGAUGUGCCACUAGAAAGGACUUAGACAGUACACCUGUAUAUGGAACUUUCCACGGUCCACCUACGACAGACGAGCUAACAGACUUUCCCAGCCAGCCUGCUCUGUGCCAGCAGCAUUUCCACCCUGGCCACUCAACCGGUUUAUGAAGAUGACGUCUUUUCACUGAUACUUUUUUGAUAGUUUUUAUAUAACCAAGUCCUUAUUCUAUUUGUAACUGAAGAUAGUAAGGCACUAUAGACGAAUUCCCUGAAAUAAUAUAUUUGUCUGUUAUCUUUCACUAUUUCUACUUCACAUUAAUUUUUAGCUGUAGAAUUGUUAAAUUGAUUCUUAAUGUUAUCUCUCUCCUUUUUUUUUUUUUUACUAUUUGGUUUUCAGCUUUAUUUAAAUGUCAAGAGAAUUUCCUGUAUUAGGAACAAUGUAUGCCAUUGCAGUAUUAAAGAUAAAUGACUGGAAUUGGCAUGUGCUAUACACAUUUGAUUAUCUUCCUGUUUCCUUUAGUUCAAGGCUCUGAAUACAAACACUUCAUAGCCAUUGCAUCUCCCAUUCUACCUUCAAAUGAUCACAGCCUCUCAUCCUGUUAAUUCUAUACUAUUUCAAGGACCUGUGAGGGAUGGUUAAUAGGAUAUUUGCAAAGUUUUUAAUUUGUUAAUGUCAUGUGUAUCCAGUUAGUACACCAAUGUAAGUUACUCAAUUUACCAGUGUAUUUCAAUAAUUAAAAUAUUUUUAUCCCUGUUUA
Molecule: messenger RNA, 1154 nt
Organism: Myotis davidii
Lineage: Eukaryota; Metazoa; Chordata; Mammalia; Chiroptera; Vespertilionidae
Product: chromosome unknown open reading frame, human C12orf75
Exons: 6
Coding region: 1-261 (86 amino acids)
Source: RefSeq, a predicted model, not a curated record